Molecule: messenger RNA, 3651 nt
Organism: Gloeophyllum trabeum ATCC 11539
Lineage: Eukaryota; Fungi; Basidiomycota; Agaricomycetes; Gloeophyllales; Gloeophyllaceae
Exons: 6
Coding region: 1-3651 (1216 amino acids)
Source: RefSeq, a predicted model, not a curated record
AUGACGGAACAAGGGGCAUCAGAAACGGUCGCCAUCAGCGGCAUGCGCCCUGCCGGCGGUAAUGCAGAAGAAGCAGGAGCUGAUCCUAAAGUGAACCCGGAGCGCCCUGCUUAUCCACGGCAUUUUCUUAUAAUACACCAUACUGAACAUAGAAAGCUUGGAAGGAACAUGUUAUUUGGUCCAAGCCGGGCAUGGCUUGUCGGCCUGCUGUGGAUCAGUCUUGCUGCGAGCGUGUUCGCUGCCCCCCAGGCCGUCAGUUCGCCUGGUAAUUCGUCAGUGACUCCUACUGGCGCCCCAACCACCUCAGCCAGCACCCCCGCAAAUUCUCCGUCUACUGUGCUAAGCCCGAACCCUAGUAUUGAGAGUUCCCCUUCAAGCGCAUCCCCGUCCACGCCUGCUCGAGCGACCUCCACUUCCCCAGCGGCUCCUCCGGUACAAGCCUCUCAUACUUCUGAGGCGCAGUCUUCGUCCGAGGAGCCGUCCCGACCUACCACGACAUCCUCGGCGUCCACUCACUCCGACCCCGCCCCGCCUGCGAGUGCUCCUGCCCAGGGAGGGCAAGGCUCGAGUUCAACCCCGGACCGGAACACUGCACCUAGUAGUCCCACCUCACCUCCGACCACGUCUCAUAAUGACAGCGCGUCGCCGUCAAGCGAGCAUGGCGCAUCGCCGUCUACCAGCCCUCCCCGCGCUCCCCAAGGAGGAUCCGGUCAAACGUCGACGUCUCUUUCACCGGCGCCCCCGGACACGAGCACGCGCACCACUUCUCCCACCAGCGUGACCCGUGCACCCCCAGGAGGAUCUGGGGAUAGCACGACGACGACCCGCAGUCCCUCGUCGGAUCCGCCGGGCACUUCUACCGGCCGUGCCGGGCAAGAUACUACGACACAGGGCGGUUCAGGCCCUGGUACGACAUCAACUACCAACCAACCUCCUUCAACAUCGCCUUCGCGGGCUCCUGGCCAAGGUGGAACCAGUACACGCAGCAGCUCGGAUGGAGGUGCCACGUCGGAGACCUCUCGCGGCAGCACGACUAGCCAUACGUCACCUGGGCAUCCGGGCCAAGGUGGGACAUCGACGACCUCGCACAGCAGCGUUUCGACGUCUGCUACUGGUCGUGACCAGUCUACGACCACAUCCCGUACAUCAUCUGAUGAUCCAGGCCAGGGUCGGACGUCGUCGUCGACCUCCCACAGCAGUGCGUCGACAUCCGGCAGCAGUGACGGAAGUUCCGCUACUACAACCUACACGUCCCCUGGUCAUCCGGGUCAGGGAGGGACGUCGACGACCUCGCACAGUGGAGGAUUGACGUCGACGAUCACCUCUAGCGCGUCGCACUCAUCCCCCAGUCAUCCAGGUCAAGGUGAAUCAUCAGGCUCCGCUAGUUCGACUUCGGACGGGAGCGGCUCAACGACGUCGACUGAGCCGCAUUCGCACACCUCGGUCUCCAAUCCGGGGCAGGGUGCUACAUCCAGGAGCAGCAGCGGCUCCGGCUCUGGUGAGCCCACCUCGAGGUCGAGAAGCACGGAUGGUGCCUCUUCGACGACGUCUGGUAAUCGGACGACCACUCCCACUGCAGAUCCGAGUAGUUCACCUUCUGGGUCGGACUCGUCCCGCAGUCCGAGUGCGACUGAGUCGCACAGGGGAUCGUCUGUAUCGCCUACGACUGACAAUGUUACGGCGAGUGGUUCGAGUGGUUCGGGCAAUCCCAGUUCCAGUCGUUCCAGUAGACAGCCUAGUGAAACUGGUGGCAGCUCUCCGUCUCAUGCGGUCUCUGGUUCGGAGACAGCAGGGUCCUCGAGGCGACCGGGCCCUUCAGGGUCGGGAUCUCCUCAGCAGACCCGCUCAACGAAUCCGUCUGAAACCGCCACUGGGGCCGGUCCGCAUUUUACGUCUCUCAGCGAUGGACGUCCUGAUGGCUUGUCGAGCAGCCCGAGAUCAGGUGCCCAACGCACUAUCAGCGGGACGCCCACACCCACUGUUCGAACCUCGCGCCCGUCUGAUACGAGUUCCCCCGGCGCCUUGGCUUAUUCCACUUCUCUCACCGAUGACUCCACCUCGAGGCGCGGAGGCGAUGGGCGCACAUCUAUUGUGAGCGUGACUUUGGUUUAUACCUCCACUUCACCCGGCGGACUGGUCACGACGAUCACAACCGUGGUGCCUACUCAGACAUUGAUACCCAACUCCCUUACUGGCACAAAGUCACUUAAGCACGAUCCUGGUGCAAUUGCCGGAAUCGUCAUUGGCUCCCUUGCUGCAAUACUCGUCCUUGUGCUCUGGAUCAAAUUUGCCAUGAGGACGCGUCGCGUCCAGCGUCUGGAGAGUGACGCACUCGCCAGUCUUCGUGAUGAAUCCCCAGGGCCUCUAGAUAACGAGAUUGACUCACAUCCGGCACCCGGGGGUGCAAUGGGUGAGCGAGCAGUGCUCCCGCUGGCCGCUGCUGGGGGUUACGGUAGUGUCUCGAGAUUCCGAAGUCGUGAUGGAACGCUUUAUGCAUCUGUGGAUGAAGAUGAGCCGUACUCUGCAGGAGCAUUAUCGGGCCAUAGCCCUGCGGCGUUCGGGCCCUUCGCCGACCCUUUUGACGGCUCUGACGAGGCCGGUAUAUCCAGUAGUCCAAGGGUGAUGACGGAGCAUAUCCCGGGUGGACCACCUCCGAGUGCGUGGCUAAGAGGCAGUUUUGCACCCUCGGGUGGUGUAUCGCGCUUUCCAUCGGGCGCUGUGGCUGAAGACCCGCUCAUAUUAACUGGAGGGGCUUCGGAUCCCGAGGUUGACGAGCAGUUCUUGUCUGGCCUCGCUCGCGUCGGUGCAUAUGCAAGUGGGAGCGGGAGCUCGGAAGGUCAUGCUUUAGCUCCGUCUUCCAUGGGGCACUCACCUGCAUCAGCAUUAUAUUCCCCUGACGGUGCCCUUUCAAGGAAUCGCUUGUCUGUGCCAGAGACACGACGCCAAUCUUCCCUUGGACAUGGUAGCUCUUCGGAGUCGCACUCCGGGGAAGAUAACCGCGCUGGACGUGCCGUGGUCGGAGGUCUAGAAGGGUCUGCACGCCCGACUCCAAGUAGAACUUCAAGCGUCCGUGGUUUGCUAUCUCGCGGUCUCAACUGGCGGCAGCCGCGACCUCAGUCUGCAGUGACCGUCCCCACGUUCUUUGAGCCUCCCCCUGAACUGGUGUCGAGGCCUGGUCCCCGGUCUUCCUUGCCACCCACGUCGCCCAUGGUCCCCAUGAGGCCUCACACGAUGUCUGACAGCGGCCACGGCAGUCUCGUGCGGGCGAACCGCCCGGGUUUCGUACCUCAUUGGCAUGAUCAAGGAACGUUCGGUCCUCGGAUGGUCACCCUAGAAUCUUCGUCGGCGCUGCCUUCGCCUGCUGCGACGGACGCAACGACAGGAGAUGGCUUAUUACGACUCGAAGGCGAGGCUGCUCGCAGCACGGCUGAUAUCAGUUUGCUGGAUGAGGUGGACUACUCGCGACCUAUAGGAGGACUGGUGCACAACAGAACGCACAGUAUGACCACCUUCGAGACGCAGGAUACGCGGCGGACCGUCAGGACGGGACAGUCGAAUCCCGAGACGCCACUCUCGGUGCUCCAGGAUCCGUUCAGGGAUCUGCUUGACGAUGGUCUCGGCUCUGAAGCUGGCCACACCAUCGGACAUUAA